Messenger RNA from Lodderomyces jiufengensis, 750 nucleotides. RefSeq lists its product as uncharacterized. Lineage: Eukaryota; Fungi; Ascomycota; Pichiomycetes; Serinales; Debaryomycetaceae. Bases 1 to 750 code for a protein of 249 amino acids. The record is from RefSeq and is a predicted model, not a curated record. The transcript has a single exon.
AUGAAACAACCAAAAAUUCGAAUGAAAAUAUUGAUAUUUCAAACGUCAUGGUUCUUACAUCCAAAUCAAGAAUUUAUCUCAUUAAGACAAUUGAUAAAUAAGGGAUAUGAUAAAAGUCGACAACGAUUCAACCUCAUAGAAACACAAAGAAUUAGAUCUAUCGAUUCUUUGAUUCAUGAUUUAGGAAUCACAAAGGAUCAGCAAUUUUAUUUAUAUUUAUUAAUUGAUGAAGAGAUUAACGUAAAAAGGCAUUUUGAAAAUGAAGUUAUUGAAUCUUGUUAUCAGUGUGAUAUUCCUGAGCGUGAGAUAAAAUUUGAUAAGCAAAUAGAUAUACAAAUAGUGCUGAAUGAUUUUGAAUUGAAUCAUGACAAAAUCAAUCAAUGUAUUGCAACAUUAGCUUUUAAGUCUUUGAAUUCGCCGAAUGAGUUUGAAUUAACAUUAUACACAUCGUUUAUGAAAUCAAUCGGAUAUAAAUUUUUGAAUUAUGUACUAGAUAACAGAAUGUUUUCAUCCACAAUGAUUCAAAAUUUAACUGAGUUAGUCAUAGUUGCGGAAUGUGUUAAAGAAUAUGGAUUAGAUGAGUAUUAUCAAAAAUUUUGCAACUUUGAGAUGGUUGAAGAUGAUCUACUAAUUACAGUAGAUAAUGAAAAAAAUUUAGAUGAUAAUGUUUGGUGGAAAGCCUCAAGAGAUUUUCAUUUAUCUUUGCUAAACAAAAAGAUUCAACUAAAGGAAACAAUUGAUCCAAUUUGA